This is a messenger RNA of Tetrahymena thermophila SB210, 1188 nucleotides long. RefSeq lists its product as hypothetical. Lineage: Eukaryota; Ciliophora; Oligohymenophorea; Hymenostomatida; Tetrahymenidae. The transcript has a single exon. The record is from RefSeq and is a predicted model, not a curated record.
AAUUUAAAACUAAAAGAAUUUGAUCAUAUAUUAAUUUAUUUAAAACAAGAAAUUGCAAUAAAUCACUUAGAGUUCAUUUAUAUGAAAAAAUUUUUAGCAUUUAUUAAAAUCGUAUUAUUUAGUUUACUAUUAAACUAUAUUAAUGCAAGAUUAAGUAGCUAUGAUCUUAAAGAUAUCAGGACAGCUUGGGAUAAUCCAAUUACUAAGAAUAUUUUGCAAGAAAUUAAAAAAUUUGAUUUAAAUAGUUAAUCUGUUGAGGCUAUAUAAACUUUAGAAAAUCUAAAUGAAAAUUUUACAAAAGUAGGAAAUAGUCUUGAAAAACUAGAGAGUGAAAUUUAGAAAAAAUGUGAAAACUAAAAAAUAGAAGACUAAUAAAUUAUAGAAAUGAUAAACCUAUAGGAUGAAAAAAAAAAUGUUUAAGUAUGCUCAGGAAAGUAGAUCGAACAUGAGAUGAAGUAGAAUAUGCUAUAAUAUAAAGAGACAAUCCAGCAAAACUUAAAAUUAAUAAGCGAAAUAGAAGAAGAAAUUGAAGAAUUAGAAGCAAUAAUGUGGUAUAAAUUAAAAUAAAAUGACAAAGCAUCCAAAAAUCUAUAAUAGUUAAUAUAAAUUAUGCUUAAAAUUAUGGAAUAGCAAUAUUAGUCACCAUAAUUUAAAUAGUUAUUGACUGACUUUGUUACCUUAUAAUAAAGUAUGGCCAAAGAUGAUCCUAUUAGACUUAUGAGUGAGGCAUUUUAAAGAGUACUCUUAUAAUUUGAUACUUAGGUUAUCAGAAAGGUUGUUUAUAUAUUGAAAAAUCUAUAAACAAAUAAUAAAUCUGAAUAGCUUUACUUAAAAUAAUCUAAGGCAAUAAUGUUAAAAAAUUUAAAUAGUUAAAAAGAGCUUAUUUAAAAUGCAAAUAGCAGCUUGGAAUCUUAAAUAUCCGAAAUUGAAGGUGUAUUAAAUAAUUUUUAACAAAUAUUAGAUGAUAAUGACUUAUUCGGAGAUAGACAGGACUAAAAACUAUAACAAAAAAUAAUACGAUAAGAAUAAAUAAAUGAUUAGAAUGAAAUGAAAUGUAAUAAAGAGUUAUAAGGCUAUUAAAUGUAGGUAGAUAAUAAUAAAAAAAAGAUGUAAUUUAUUGCAACUCUAAUCAAAUUCAUUAAUAUAGAUAACGAAUCUAUACAAAAAUUAUUGAUUUCAUUAAAAUGA